Messenger RNA from Exophiala mesophila, 1275 nucleotides. RefSeq lists its product as uncharacterized. The record is from RefSeq and is a predicted model, not a curated record. The transcript is spliced from 2 exons. The coding region runs from base 186 to 1103 and encodes 305 amino acids. Lineage: Eukaryota; Fungi; Ascomycota; Eurotiomycetes; Chaetothyriales; Herpotrichiellaceae.
GCUACAGAUGCUCAAAGAGACGGUAGGAUUAUGGUUUGACUGUUGCCUAGCGGCACACGGGGCAAUGAGGGUUCCGAAACACAUUGCUGCAAUGACGGGCGAGGCCUUUCGUCUCAGACCAGCACCAUUCCAUUGGUGUGAAAUCAGCGUAGUGUGACUUCCACAGAACGACCUAGUCCAUCAACAUGUCCACCCAGAAGAAAAAGAUAGCCAUCAUUGGCGCUGGACCAGUGGGCUGCGCCUUUGCAGUGCAUCUUGUGAAGGCUGGACACGACGUCACAAUUGUUGGUCGAGGGCAGCGGCUUGCAACUCUCCAGACCAAUGGAGGUGUGCUCACGAAGAAAUCGGAGAAGGCGACCGAAAUCUCCAAGACUCCUGUGGUCGCCGUCGCAUCCCUCGACACAGCACAACCCUGGGACCUUAUUCUCCUGACCAUCACUGAGCGAACCUUUGACGAGAAGCUGUUGGCGACGCUCAAGGCAUGUCCAAAGUCAAUCGAGAUCCUAUUCAUGUUCAACACCUUUGCAUCACUCGACAAAUAUUUUGACGCUUUGGGAAAGGAACGCUGUAUCAUGGGGUUUCCGGCCAUUAUGGCCUUUCUCUUUGACGGAGUAUUGGUACAUCAAUUUGUGAAUUUUGCCCAGAUCACCAUUGUCUCAUCAGUCGAAUGGCGGUCCAUCUUCUCUUCGGCAGGGAUCAAGUGUGUGCAUGAGCCUGACAUGCAGAGCUGGCUACGUACACAUGCCGCUUUUGUCGUCGGUUUCAUGAGUUCGACCAUUGCGGCCGCCAAAAGGAAAUCGGGAGUGACGUGGGAAGAAGCAAAGCUUAAUGCUGCGGUGGUUAAGGAAGGGAUGGCGCUGGUACAGAAGUUGGGAAACCAUAUCAUCCCCAGAUAUGUAUACUUCCUUGCUGUCGCGGCACCGACUUUUGUGCUCGCCGGCAUAUUUUGGCUUGUGACGAAAGUGCCGAGGAUCCGCGAUAACCCCCAGGCACUGCUGCACUGGCAAUCAGAGGUGCUUGGUUUGGUUGAAAGCAUUAUUGCAGCAGCACCCUCUGAAGACGACGUACGUCUUAUUCGCCAGCUGCAGGCGAAGUAUACAUGAUGAAAGAAUACUGGGCCAAUAGGUCAACUCAACUCCAGUUGCAGCUCUUCCUCUUGGAGUUGCUGAUGCAUUGGUGGAUUACAUUCAAGUUGGCAUGUUUUGAUUUGAUUCUACAAUGUCCAUUACUAGGUUGAUAGUAUUGUUUUUCUCAAUGUCACAGAUUCAAGAUUUG